AUGUGUCUUCCCAGCCGUGGAGAUGAAGAAACUACCGAGAUACUUCAUAGUCUUGGUUCCAACUUCAAUUCCAAAAAUGACGAAGUCACUCAGGCGUGCAACCUGGCGGCUGGGUCUUCCGACAUAGUGAUCAUCCUGGAACGGCCGCUCCAUGCAAGAAAACACGGGUUUAAUGUUUCCUUUGAGCAGUUUGUGCGAGGCUCUAGAACACUGUCAGCUGUGGAUGAGCUUAUUCGCUUUGCUACUCAAGGCGCUCGAAGUAUAUACAAUGUGACCGUGCUAAACGCAUUCUCUUAUCAACCCGACAAAUCUACAACCGAGCGAGACCAGGAAUGCCAUGAGGCUCUGGCAUGUAUUCUGCAACGGAAGAAACCCAAGGUCAUACUACGAUGCCAUCGAGAACAGUACAGAGAUGAGUGGUUGAGGUGUAUUGAGCUACCAGGCGAAGAAUAUCGACUUGACCGCAAGGAAAUCAACAUUACUGAGGAGUAUAUAACAAUCGUGCUGCAAUCUUUUCAUCCAUCUUGCGCGAUCAAUAAUGCUGACUAUAGACCGGAAUACCGGGCAUUAUUGAUUUAUCACUUUGUGGCCGCAUGUAUUACGCGGUAA
Monascus purpureus is the source of this 609-nucleotide messenger RNA. The record is from the annotation of a GenBank genome assembly. Lineage: Eukaryota; Fungi; Ascomycota; Eurotiomycetes; Eurotiales; Aspergillaceae.